Molecule: messenger RNA, 2337 nt
Organism: Effrenium voratum
Lineage: Eukaryota; Dinophyceae; Suessiales; Symbiodiniaceae
Source: the annotation of a GenBank genome assembly
CCGCUUAGCACUGUGCUACAUGAUGAUUUGACAGACGCUGCUUAGUGGCGAUGGAGCAUGGCGACGGCUGAGGGGAGCUUUUCCAUCGAGGCUGCGGAGGCGGAGCUCAGGUCCCUGCAGACGGAGGAGCAGGACCUGGACUUGGAGCUGGAGAAGCUCUACAGCCGCGCGGCGCACCUCUGUCAGAGCGAGAGCCGCAGCUUGGCCUUUUUGGGGGAGCAGCAUAAGCAGGUCCCUGUGGCCAUCCGCAAGCUGCAGGAGACGCUGCAGCAGACGUCCGGCGUGGCUGAUGAGCUCAGCUUCCGCGUCCGCAAGCUAGAUGUGGUCUGCGGCCGCGUCUCAGAUGCCACGAAGAUUGUGGAUGACCUGCUGGAGCUGCGGGAAUGCUCAGAUCAGGUAAUGAAGGCCAUCACGUCUGAAGACUUUGAGCAGGCUGCGAGGUAUGUUUCGCGCUUCCGAGCUGCCCAAGAUAGCCUGCCGCCUGGCACGGACGAUGCAACCGUCCGCACCUUGACGGAAGCAGAGAGGCAGCUCAGUGGCAUCGUGCGCAGGCGCUUCGAGGCCGCCAUGUCCGCCAAAGACAGCAGCGGGGUCUCGCGCUUCGCCAAGCUCUUCCAUCCACUCGGCCUUGCCUCCGAAGGAGUGCAGAAGUACGUGGAGUUCAUCAGGCGGUCUUUGGCUGAGAAGGCCAGUGCAGACUUUAAGCGCCAGUUGGGCUCGGUGGGUGGCAAGCGGACGGAUCAAGGCCCGACGCCCUUCGCGGAGGCGUUGACCUCGAUCUUCGUGACCAUCGCGGACAUUGUGCAGGAGCACCAGCAGGCAGUGGAACAGGAGUUCGGGCCCGAGAACUUUGUGGUGGUGGUGCGUGGGCUGUUGGACGAGGCAGACGUGCAAGGCAUCCGUGUCAUAGACAAGUUUGCCAAAGACUACGCCAAGGUGUUCGCGCAGCAAAGCAACUGCGACAUGCGAGAAGUUGGGGCUGUCCUGGAGGAGACGGCGAUGAUCACUCAACGAGUUCAGCAGUUUAACGCCUACAUUCACGGCGUGGCGCGGAGCGUUGUAGAGAUGAUCGAGGACACCACGGAGUUUGUCAAGGAUUUGCCAGUGGGUCACAGCCCAGAUGACGGGCUGCCCGAUGACACCAAGCUCCUGCAUAGGGUGCAAGAGCUGGUCUCCUCUUAUGUCUUGGUUGAGCAGAAUUUCCUGCUGCAGUCUGUGGAGAAGGCUGUGACAGAGACAGACUGUCUGGAUCCAGAUGAUCCGGAUGCGCAGACAACCACUUUGAUCGACGAGUCCUUCUUCAUUAUGCAGGAGUCCAUGAUGCGAUCGGUGACCACAUGCGAUAUCAACGCGGUGUGCGCAGUGGUGAACAAUGUGAAUGCCGCCGUCGUGGGCGAACUCCGGCAGGCGCUGGCCAGCAACCUUGCGGACAGCCGCCGAGUGUACUCCAACUGGCUGAGUCACCCAAAGAAUUUGGUGCCGAAGCCCGGAGAGCAUCCUUUGGCGUCCUUGUUUCUGGACCAGGAGGGCAAGCUCCGCAGUCCCCUGACGGCGGCGCUGAGCUGGCCUCAUUCCAUGAACAACCUUCAGCAAUGCCUGGAGAACCUAGUGCGCCUCAAGGAGACGGUGGAGGAGGCCUUCGACGACUACUUCCCCAGCGAAGGUCCCGACAAGGACAAGCGCGAGAUGUUCCAGCACUGCAUCUCCCAACUGGCGGCCUCAAAGGCGGAUCUCGAGGCGUUGCAUGCGAGCCAGUGCAAAGAUGGUCUCGUGAUCCUGAAGGCCCACCUGCGACCUUUGCUGGAGCCCCUGGACAAGCUGGACUACAACAUCUCGGAGGCGCAGUAUGCGGACUACCAGGUGAAUGACCCUUUUGCGAAGGCGUUCAACGCGCAAGCAGAUGUCAUUCACCAGCACAUCAAGGCUGUGCUGAACUCCACCUCUGCUGAAGAGAUCAUGCAGCAAAUGGCAGAGCAAACGUGCAAGCGACUGGAGAAGGCGGCCUUGUCCAAGCGCUUCAGCCUGUUCGGUGCUUUGCAGUUUGAGAGCGAUGUCCGUGCCAUUUGCUCUUUUUUCACCAGCGUCAGCGAGCAGGCCUUGAGGCACAAGUUCGCGCGGCUCUUCGAGAUGUCCAGCCUGUUGAAUCUGGAGAGUGUGGAUGAGCUGCGGGAGCUUUGCAGCGAGCUGAAGACGUGGCGCCUCACGGACGAGGAGGUGCGGAAGCUCCUGCUGUCGCGGUCCGACUUCGAGGCCACCGAGGAAACUCUGGCAAAUCUGCGGCUUUGAGGGCGCUAGCCUCCAAGUAGCACUCUACCGUAGAUUGGGAUGCGGAGAAAA